Molecule: messenger RNA, 1715 nt
Organism: Contarinia nasturtii (swede midge)
Lineage: Eukaryota; Metazoa; Arthropoda; Insecta; Diptera; Cecidomyiidae
Product: RAB6A-GEF complex partner protein 2
Exons: 4
Coding region: 106-1314 (402 amino acids)
Biological process (GO): retrograde transport, endosome to Golgi
Cellular component (GO): Ric1-Rgp1 guanyl-nucleotide exchange factor complex; Golgi membrane
Source: RefSeq, a predicted model, not a curated record
ACUUGAAACUGUCAAACUUUUCUAUUGUGUUUACUUUCCACUAAACAAAUCUAAUUUCGUCAAAAAUCGUACCAACUAAAUUGAAUAAAGAAUAAUUCCAGAAAAAUGAUUGAGAUUACUGCCAAAUUAGUUCAUGAAAAAAAGAAUUUCUUUUUGUGCGGUGAAUUUGUUGAAUGUUUCAUAUCAUUUUCACAUCCAUCUUUGCCAGAACACAAAAUCGCACAGAGCAAUAAGUUGGAGAAUUUAGCAUGGGCAACAGCACAGAUUCACUGUUAUUGUUCGUCAGCAAAUGAUGAAAAAACAAUUGAAACCACAACGAAUGUAGUUAAAGCGGCCAUCGUAACAGCUGACACAUCUCUAAAUACCCAACAAGGCCAAGGAAAUGUUGUGCUCGAAACAAAGCCGAAAAUAUUGUUCUGUGAUUUGCGACUGUCGCCAGGCGAAACAAGAUCAUAUCUUUUCAAAGAGAUUCUACCAAUGUCCGGCCCCCCAACAUACCGUGGCACAAGCAUUCGGUAUUUCUAUAAAAUAACGAUUGCAACGCAAAAAGUUGGUGCCAAAGUGCAAGCGUUACAUCUACCAAUUCGUGUAUUGUCACUGCCGACCAUGAUCAAAGCUGAAGAGAUAUCGGCACUGUGCAAUGACACAUCCGACGAAUUGUCGCCAACGAAUCCAUUCCUUGAAAAGCGUAAAAAUUUAGAAACAAAAUUGGAAUACACAUUACAUCAUUUACAAAAUAUAACAGCCAGACGCCGACCAAGUUUUUAUAUGAUUUCAAAUAAACGCGGACGAGUUGGCCGUUUCUGUUUGUUCAAACAGAAUUUCAAAUUGGGCGAAGAUAUUGUGGGAACAUUGGAUUUUUCUUGUAGAACGGUACGAUGUGUUCAAGUAUCGGUGACGCUACAGUGCGAGGAAAUUCUUAUUGCACCAAAUGCGACCACCACAUCGACUCAACCGUCAACUGAAUCGAAUACAAAUGGAACUGAUAGUUCGAUUGCAACUGGAAAAAUCAUGAACUUCACUAAACAUCAUGAAGUUUGCUUAGGACUUUUACAAGCACAAGUCAUUUUGCCAGUUCCAUUGCAUGUUACGCCCACAUUCUCAACGAGUUGCGUCAACGUUAAAUGGCGAUUACACUUUGAAUUUGUAACAACACCAAAUGAUUUAAGUAAAGACCAAAAUGAUAAUAACUGGCAAGCACCGCUUGACAUUGAAAUCGAAACGAUGAUUUGGAAUUUACCCGUUACGCUGUAUCCAACGGCGCCAAUGCAAUCGUUACAGCAACCCGCCAAAUUCACAGCAACAAUUAAGUGAUAUCAGACAGCAUAAAUUACGUUGUCGAUACGAAAGAAAGAGAAAAAGGAAGAGAAAAAAAAUGUACCGAAUACCGUGAGACUUAAAGCCAGUGUAAUUUCUGCGAACAAAGCAAUAAAAUCAAUGCAACAACAACAACCAUAUCGAAUUUGUUUGAGUGGUUUCGUUUCUUUCACACAGCAGACGAGAAUGACGUUUAAACAUAAAUGUGUAACGGCAGUCACUUUGCAUCUCGAUUUGCCGUAUUCAUUUAAUGUUGUGCGGUGCCUCGUGUAAGCAACAUUUUUAUUUUCAGUUCGUACAUAGAAGAAAUUAACAUUCUCAAAAGAGACGUACAUUUUCGAGUAUUUAUUUUUAAAUUGUAUUGUAAUUGGUGAAAUAUAUAUAUAUAAAUUGUGAAA